Solanum pennellii is the source of this 1048-nucleotide messenger RNA. RefSeq names its product ras-related protein RABG3f. Gene Ontology annotation, cellular component: vacuolar membrane. NCBI's taxonomy places the organism in Eukaryota, Viridiplantae, Streptophyta, Magnoliopsida, Solanales, Solanaceae. The record is from RefSeq and is a predicted model, not a curated record. Gene Ontology annotation, molecular function: GTP binding; GTPase activity. The transcript is spliced from 7 exons. The coding region runs from base 151 to 771 and encodes 206 amino acids.
UCUACAACAACUGGGCAAUCAUUUUUUUUUCCCUACUAGAAACGUCUCAAAUUGCCAACUGUCUCUGCUCCUCACGCCACACACGGAGAAGCAAACACGCGCGGAGUUCUCUGUACUCAGUCUCUUCUCGUCAGAUCGAGUCAGCUGAAGAUGCCUUCUCGCCGGCGAACGCUUCUGAAAGUCAUCAUCCUCGGCGAUAGCGGGGUUGGAAAGACUUCGUUGAUGAAUCAAUAUGUAAAUAAGAAGUUCAGCAAUCAGUACAAAGCAACCAUUGGAGCUGAUUUCUUGACAAAGGAAGUGCAGUUUGAGGAUCGGCUCUUUACUCUACAGAUAUGGGACACUGCUGGCCAAGAGAGAUUUCAGAGUCUUGGUGUUGCUUUCUACCGCGGUGCUGAUUGUUGUGUCCUUGUUUAUGAUGUAAAUUCAAUGAAGUCAUUUGAAAACUUGAACAACUGGAGAGAAGAGUUCUUAAUUCAGGCAAGCCCAUCUGAUCCAGAGAACUUCCCAUUUGUCGUGCUGGGGAACAAAGUUGAUGUUGAUGGUGGAAAUAGUAGAGUGGUGUCUGAGAAAAAGGCUCGGGCCUGGUGCGCUUCAAAGGGUAACAUUCCCUACUUUGAAACUUCAGCUAAGGAAGGAACCAACGUAGAGGAGGCUUUCCAAUGCAUUGCUAAAAAUGCCCUGAAGAGUGGAGAGGAGGAAGAAAUAUAUUUGCCCGACACCAUUGAUGUUGCCGCUAGCAGUCAGCAGAGGACAGGUGGAUGUGAGUGUUAGACAGUUAACAAUUUUCGAAGUGAUGAUAAAUCUUGCAGCUCCAAAAAAAAUUGGAUUCCUUUAGCCCCCGCUUUUAUUGUUUGCUUCUCAUGGUGUUCUUUUUCUGGUAAAUUCUCAAGUUGUACCUGUAUAUGCAUUUGCACGGGGCAUCUGGUUGGUUUCUUGGUGCUUGAAUUCUGUUGGUACUACUUUCACUUUGAUAAAACUUCAAGAUUUGUUGGAUUCGUAUUCGCCUCUCUGGUGAAAGCUCUUGCUUUACAAUAAUCUUCUCAGUUGA